Messenger RNA from Bufo gargarizans (Asiatic toad), 4214 nucleotides. RefSeq names its product UFM1 specific ligase 1 (gene UFL1). Lineage: Eukaryota; Metazoa; Chordata; Amphibia; Anura; Bufonidae. Gene Ontology annotation, molecular function: UFM1 ligase activity. Gene Ontology annotation, cellular component: endoplasmic reticulum membrane. Bases 210 to 2597 code for a protein of 795 amino acids. The record is from RefSeq and is a predicted model, not a curated record. Gene Ontology annotation, biological process: response to endoplasmic reticulum stress; protein K69-linked ufmylation; regulation of proteasomal ubiquitin-dependent protein catabolic process. The transcript is spliced from 20 exons.
AGCGGUCAUUUCUAGCCAGGGAUUAUAGAACGGCAAGGAAACCACUUUGCCCAAAUCCAAGAUGUCUUGGACAAAAAAAGGACAAUUCAGGGUCACAUGACUGGACUACAUGGACGGAUUGUGCCGAACGCGAAGUUCCUGGCCGUGCUGUCUUGGCCUCUUCUGCGCGCCGUAGCGUGACGUGUAUGUGACUCUUCAGCACCACAGACAUGUCUGCCGACUGGGAAGAGAUCCGGCGGCUUGCGGCCGACUUCCAGAGAGCCCAGCUCAGCGAUAGCGUGCAGAGGUUAUCGGAGCGUAACUGCAUUGAGAUAGUUUCCAAGCUCAUUACUGAGAGACAGUUGGAUGUAGUGCACACUCUUGAUGGGAAAGAGUACAUUACACCGUCACAAAUCUCCAAGGAGAUCAGGGAUGAGCUUCAUGUCCAUGGAGGGAGGGUGAAUAUAGUUGACCUUCAACAGAUUGUCAAUGUCGACCUGACUCACAUUGAAAGUAGAGCCAAUGAACUGGUGAGAGUGGAUAAGAGUGUUCAGCUGGUGCUUGGACAGCUUGUGGAUAACAACUAUCUGGACCAGAUUGCUGAAGAAGUUAAUGAUAAAUUGCAGGAAGCCGGCCAAGUGACUAUAUCAGAACUGUGCAAGACAUACGACCUUCCUGGAGACUUCCUGACAGAGUCAUUGGCACUAAGACUUGGAAGCAUUAUUCAUGGGGAGAUUGAUCAGAACAACAAGGGUGUCAUUUAUACUGAGGCGUUUGUAGCCCGCCAUAGGGCACGCAUCCGAGGACUUUUCACAGCAAUUACGAGACCCAUACCAGUAAUUGGUUUGAUUUCUCAGUAUGGUUUUCCUGAGCAUCUUCUGUACUCACUGUUGGAGGAACUUGUUAACCGUGGACGUUUAAAGGGCACAGUGGUCGGCGGAAGACAGGAUAAGGCUGUGUUUAUUCCUGACAUCUACGCCAGAACACAGAGCAACUGGAUAGACGCCUUUCUCAAGCAAAACGGUUACCUAGAAUAUGAUUCCUUAUCAAGGCUGGGGAUCCCAGACCCAAUCGGAUAUAUCAGAAAAAAAUACAAGUCUGCCCCAUUGAUUUAUUUGAAGUCUGUUUGUGUUGGUCAGAGUAUAGUGGAUCAAGUGGAAGCUUCAGUUGAAGAAGCUAUAAGCUCAGGAUCAUGGCUGGAUAUUGAGCCUCUGUUGCCGAGCUGUUUUUCUGUGGAAGAUGCCUCCAUCUUGCUUCAGCAAGUUAUGAGAACAUUAAAUAAAAAUUCUUCUGCUCGAAUCUUUGGAGACAACGUUGUCGUCAGUGAAAAGUUUAUAAAUGAAUGCACCGAUAUUUUUAAUGAUCUCAUGCAACACAAAGCUGAGAAGGAAAUGAAGCACAACCCUGUAUUUCUGGUAACAGAAGAAGAUCUUAAGCAAGCCUCUUUAUUGGAAAACGCACUAGGCAGGAAGGAGAAAAAGGAUGAGAGGAAGAAGAAGGCCACAGAAGGCAGCGGAAGCACCAGAGGAGGCGGUGGCAGCAGCAAUGCCAGAGAGAUAAAGAUAAAAAAGACAAAGAAAAAAUCAAGGAAAGAUGAAGACAGCGACGAUGAGUCACAGACUGCUAGCACGAAUAAACCAAGGGUACGAGAGGUCCCAUUUAUGUCCCUGGAAGAAAUUCAAGAUGUUUUAAGAAAACACGAUCCAGAUGCUCCAGAUGAACUGGUUAUUGAGCUCUCUGAAAACUUAAUCAGACCCCUUACUAAAAAUUACCAAGAGGUGGUGCGGUCUGUUUUCAUGUCGUCCACAUCAUCCUCAUCCGGAGCCAGCAGGAAGCAGACUAUGAAAGACUUCCAAGAAGAAGUGUCUGCCCUUUAUAACAAUAUUCGGCUGUUUGAAAAGGGGAUAAAAAGUUUUACAGAUGAAACUCAAAGUAAUCUUGCCAAGCAUUUGCUGAAGACCGUGUGUACAGAUAUUACCAAUCUCAUCUUCAAUUUCCUGGCUGGCGAUAUAAUGAUGGCAGUGGAAGACUAUUCAGCAAUUACCAGUGAGGUAAGGAAAAAGAUGUUGAAUAAGUUCCAGGAGGAAGCAAAAGCCCCUCUGUCAAAGCUGAUCAGUUCAUUGGCUGGGAAGAGUAUCGAAGAAUUUCUUUCUUGCCUGGAUGCAGCAGCCGAUGCAUGUAGCAUUUUAGUUAAAAAAGGUGAUAAGAAGAAAGAGAGGCAAGUUUUGUUUCAGCACAGGCAAGCCCUUAUAGAGCAGCUUAAAGUCACAGAAGAUGCAGCGCUGGUUCUGCAUCUGACGUCCGUUCUAUUGUUUCAGUUGACUACACAUUGUAUGCUUCAUGCACCAGGAAGAUGUGUCCCACAGAUAAUUUCAUUCCUAAGCACAAAGAUCCCUGAGGAACAGUACAGCUUGUUGGUUAAGUACCAAAGCCUUGUGGUGAAACAGUUAAUAGGUCAGACAAAGCAGAAGGAUGGUGAUGAUGUAGACAUGACUGGAGAUGUAGCGGAUGAAUCUGGAAAAGCUUCAGAUAGUAUUAGAAAAGAACUUCAAGACCUGUCUGCUGCAAUCAAAGAUCUUGUUCUUCGACCCAGAAAGUCCUCAGCAUCAGAAGAGUAACCAGACUGAUUGAAUCAUUUUUAGACCUAAAAGCUUUAUUUCUGCUAAGCUCCAAUGAACACUUAUCAGAUUGUUUUAAUGACAGCAAAUGGGAAUCUAAAGAAAUAAAUGCUAUGUUGGGGAAAAAUCUACCUGUAAUUAAAUACAACAAUAAGAAUAUAUGCCACCCUCUUUGCAGAGCGGGUCUGUGCAGUUUUGUAUGUCCAACGAAACAUUACAAAAUCGUUUUAACAGAUGCUCCAGCAAGAAAUUAACCCCUUAAUAGUUUUGCCAGUACUGUGCUUGGGCUUUGAGAAAUGAUACUAACAGUUCCUCAGAGCUCAGGCAGUAGGGGUGGGUGGUGGGGGGAGCUAAUUUAACCAGCAGGUUUCAGCUUUUUUCAAUCCUGAUCCGAAUUUUAACAGCUAUACUUCCUAAUUUAUAGAGGAUAAUGCUGCCCUUCUGGUUUUGUCUCUUUAAGCCUAGUCUGUCAGCUUUCAAACAAUAUGUAUAUGACGCAAUAUAAUUUUCUUUGGUGGUAGACAAUUUUAUAUGCUAGUGCAGUCUGCUGUGCAGGAAGCUGGCCAAAUAGUGGCUUAAAGUAUUCUGUGGAGUGAGCCUUAUAGAUACGUUUGAUGUAUAUCUUGCAAUCUUUUCAUGGCGUAUACACCAAACAGUGCUCAGAUGCAGUGUGCACAGAGCCUUAUACUGGAAUCAACCCUGGAACACAUACAAUAGGUAUACUGUAUGCUAAAUAAUCCUCAGCACUGUUUGGCAACCUGUGGCUCUAAAGCUAUUGCAAAACUACAAUUAGCAUGUUUUGCAACAGGUGGAGACCCUUGACUUCAGCAGGCUCGGAUUUGGAGGUUUGUAACAGUCGGAGAGUCACAGGUUGGUUAAUACUUCUUUCUCUACAACAUAUAGUUUGAAAGAAGCACAUACUGACACUGACGAGUUUGAAGGAACUGCCCGACAGUAGUAUUAAUUAGUACUGCUAUAUACUUAUCUGGAAAAUUCUAGCCAAUGCUACCCAAAGUUGAGUUUAAAAUUUGAAUAAUUUUGUAUAAUUUGUCAGUUUGAAAUGACACUUAAUCCAAAAGGUUAAUUUCAAACUAGGGCUUUCUAGGAUCUCUCUGCAUUCCGGCACUACAUACCAUGCAGCAGUUUUCGUCUGGCCAAUUCUCGGCAUACUUGACACGUUUCGGCCGGAUCUCGGCCGGUCUCAAUUAUAUUUAAUGGGCCCAGCGGGUAUCGGGUAGCAUCUGGCAACGUCUGAUCCAGACAUUCCCGGCAUGCUGCUCCCUACCGGUACAGCCUGCCGAAGAUGUCUAAUGCUAAAGUGAAACUAGCAUAAUAAGCUACCAUUGCCAUUUAUUGACUACUUAUUACUACAGAUUGAAAAGUGCUUGCUUGACUUUACCAAGCAUCAUAUUUCAUUUAACUAUCUCUAAGAGAUGUUUUCUUUAAUUUAGAAAAUAUUCGUAUAAAAUAUAUUCUCAAAUUAAAGAAAUUUUAUUCUGUUGUCCCUUCAACCCAUUUAGUAGAACAUGAUUACAAAAAUAAGUACUAAAUACAUGUUCUGUAUUUUAUUUUUGUCUCUUGGCCAUGGUCGUUUUUCAAUAAAUUAAGCUUAUAUCA